CGGACGUAUUAUCAUAAAGUCAUUUAAAUGAAACGUUGAAAAGAAGAAAAUAAUGGCAAACUAACCUUUUACCAAUGACAAUAUUGUGACUGUGUUUACAUAUUUUGCUUAAUUAAAAUUGGUAAGCUGUGAUUUAAAUAAAGUACAAACAUGGCUGGGUCAGCGUUGCGCCGCCUGAUGGCCGAAUAUAAACAACUUACCUUAAACCCGCCGGAGGGUAUUUUAGCGGGGCCCGUGAACGAAGAGAAUUUUUUCGAGUGGGAAGCACUCAUAACAGGCCCGGAAGGCACGUGCUUUGAAGGAGGCGUCUUUCCCGCCAAAUUAACGUUUCCGUCGGAUUACCCGCUGAGCCCGCCAAAAAUGCAGUUCACUUGCGACAUGUUCCACCCGAAUAUUUACGCGGAUGGACGCGUCUGUAUAUCGAUACUACACGCGCCAGGAGAUGAUCCAAUGGGUUACGAAUCAAGCGCGGAGAGGUGGUCUCCGGUCCAGAGUGUGGAGAAAAUUUUAUUGUCAGUCGUUAGCAUGUUGGCAGAGCCCAAUGACGAGAGCGGGGCCAACGUAGAUGCGGCGAAAAUGUGGAGGGAGAACAGGGAAGAGUUUAAUCAAAUAGCGGAAAAAUUAGUGCGAAAAACAUUGGGCAUACCGACAUAGAACUGA
Molecule: messenger RNA, 660 nt
Organism: Cylas formicarius (sweet potato weevil)
Lineage: Eukaryota; Metazoa; Arthropoda; Insecta; Coleoptera; Brentidae
Gene: Ubc7
Product: ubiquitin-conjugating enzyme E2 G2
Exons: 5
Coding region: 151-654 (167 amino acids)
Cellular component (GO): cytosol; endoplasmic reticulum
Source: RefSeq, a predicted model, not a curated record